Molecule: messenger RNA, 1989 nt
Organism: Fonsecaea multimorphosa CBS 102226
Lineage: Eukaryota; Fungi; Ascomycota; Eurotiomycetes; Chaetothyriales; Herpotrichiellaceae
Exons: 1
Coding region: 1-1989 (662 amino acids)
Source: RefSeq, a predicted model, not a curated record
AUGGUUGCCGCACACUUUGAACUGUCGCCUCAGUGGCUCUCCAAGGCCCUGGGCUUCGACGUGGUCGGUGCUAAGUCUAGCCGGAUUGGAACGGGCCAAAUUGGCGAGGUGCACCGUAUUGAGCUCGAGUAUGGCUCCAAGACACGAGCAGGGCCUGCUUCAGUGGUGGCAAAAAUGGCCUCCCUUGACGGAGACUGCAAAUCCUUCGGCAUCGACUCUGGUCUGUACGAGCGAGAAGUCCGUUUUUACAAGGAGGUUGCCCCGCUUCUGACGACCGGGCCGAUCCCAACUGUUUACAGGGUGGAACGGGAUGAGGCGUCGGGAGAAUUCGUCAUCCUGAUGAGCGACAACGCUGGGAGGGUCGGCAGUGACAUCAAUGGGGCAACGUUGGAAGAGGCCAAGUUGGCCAUGUCGGAGCUCGGUAGACUUCACGGGUUGAUUUUGAACCAUGUACCCUUGGAAAAUCAUGGAUGGAUGAAGAGGACGAGGGCGUGGUCGUCGGAAGAGCACAUGUUGGGAUACUGGAAACUGUUUCAGGAGCGAUAUGGAGAUCGCCUCAAGCCAGAACACCGCGAGAUUGGCCAGAAAUUCAUCGACAGCUUCGAGGCGUACCAUGCCACCCUCGACGCAACUUCAGCCCCUACGGGCCUCGUCCAUGGAGACUAUCGCCUUGACAACAUCCUGUUCAGAGACACCGCAGACCUGCCAUUGACGUUGGUGGAUUGGCAGACAUGCUAUUGGGGACCUAUCCUUCACGACCCUUCCUACUUCUUGGGGCUCGCUGUGACGCCCGAGUUCCGCCGCGAGCACGGAGAGGAACUCUUGAAGAUAUAUCACCAGGCGCUUUCCGCGAGCUCUCCGUGCCCGAUCAGCAUCCAUGAAUGCAAAGCGGGUGUCCAGAUGCACAGUUUUACUGGAAUGCGUCAAGCCAUCACCGCGGCGAGUCUCGUGGAAAGAACAACCAGAGGAGACGAUCUGUUCCUGACCAUGUUCGAACGCAGCUGUGAGCACGUCAUUGACACGAAGGCGCUCGAGGUGUUGCCGCCACCGGUACCUAUCCCACAUCUAGAGCCCGAAGCCGCAGACGACGAGAUGCACCCGUUCAGCGACCACCCGCUUCAUAACGAAAGCUGGUAUUUCGACGUGGUUGACCUUGAGCAGCAGGUCGGGGCGUGGGUGAGACUCGGCGUCAUUCCCAACCAGAGCGGUUCGUGGUACCAUGCUUUGAUUUGUGGCCCACACAUACCCACGGUAGGAGUGAUCGAUUUCGAGGCUCCCCAUCCAGGAAAGGACCUUGUAGUUCAUGGCGCAGAAUAUACGGCCACACACGAAGCCGAAGUGCCUCUCCAGAAAUAUCGCAUCACUGUCAAAGGAAAAGGGGUGGCAUUCGACGAUCCAGCGGCAAUCUUACAAUACGCAACCGGGCGCCCCGUGGAUGUUCAGAUGGAUCUCCUUUUCGAAACAGACGGACACCCUUACAAAUGGCGCCGGGCAACCAGAUACGAGAUCCCCUGCAAGGUCACUGGGACGUUCUCGUGGGACGACCAGUCAUUCACCUUCACCAAGGCUAGAGGCCAACGGGAUCAUUCCUGGGGGCCUCGCGACUGGUGGGCCGCAGACUGGGUGUGGACUGCAUUCCACUUUGACGACGGGACUCACAGCCACCUUGUGCAUGCCAAAGCCAGAGGAGGUGGAGGGGACCAUCCUCACCUUGGGGUAGGAUAUGUCCAGAAAGAAGGAGAGCCGCUGGUUGAGAUGACCGAUGUCAAAGCAGCAGCUGAAAUGGCAGCAAAUGGUCUGGGCGGGCCAACCACCAUCACAAUGGCUCCGCUUCCACUCACCUUCUAUGUGAAACCUAUUGGACACGCCCCUCUCUGCCUGGUGGCCAAGGAUGGGAGGGUUGCAAAGUUUCCUCGCUCUUGGGCCGAAAUCACCACCAAUGACGGCCGCAAAGGGGCCGGCUGGCUGGAGUGGAACAUCAACGAGUGA